This is a messenger RNA of Oncorhynchus mykiss (rainbow trout), 1333 nucleotides long. Its product is annotated as protein LEG1 homolog. NCBI's taxonomy places the organism in Eukaryota, Metazoa, Chordata, Actinopteri, Salmoniformes, Salmonidae. The record is from RefSeq and is a predicted model, not a curated record.
GGGGAUCUGUUACUUAUUUAGGUGUGCAGUUAAUAAGGUAGCCAGCAUGCAGUGCAUCUGGACCCUCUCCCUGCUUCAGCUAGUUGCCCUGUGGGCCAACGCAGCAGUGGUCACUGAAAAUGGCCUCCCCAUCCUCUGGGACCAGGCACCCAGCCAGCUGUCAGAACUGCCUCAGGUGGACAACGUGGUCACAAUCAAACCCUGGAACUACCUGCAGAGGAUGAGUCUGUAUAGGAUACUGGUGGGAUCCACAGACAAGUACAUGGCCUCCAUGGGAACCAAUGAGACUGACAGUCUGUUCUGGGGCCUGCCUCUGCAGAUGGGCUGGAAACUCAGAUCAGGACGGUUGGUUGACCCUACUGGCGCUACAACAUGUGGAAAGGAAGGAGAUCCCAUGUGCAUUUCUGCUACAAGCUGGUGGGCCUGUGUGAACUACUACCUUUCAGUGAUCCCGUUCCUGGCUGCUGUGCAGAAAGACGUGAUUGGAGAUGGUCUCAUUCAGGUCCAGGUACAGGCACCAGCUGAGGCAGAAGAGGACUACUGCACCUCCUACACAGAGUGCUCUACUAAGUAUCCAGACCUUAUGGCCAAGUGGGAAGAAUUCUUCCAGACUCUGAAAGACGUGAGUGUAUCUGAGAUUUCUGACUUUGAGAAAAGGGACCAGAUUCUGGGUGUCUAUUGGGCAGGUCAACAGCUCUCUUUGAAUACUGCCUCAACCAGCUGCAAGGCAAAGAUGAGCUACUAUUCCAGCCCAGAGGUUUCAUUCGCCAAAAACUGGAUGAACUCUGCAGACUACGUAGCAGCAACAUACUUCCAGUCCAACCUGAAUAACUCUGUGCUGUUCAUGAGCCCUCUGCCCAGCAGGGUGCUUCAGGAGGGGGAUAGCGCCCCUAACAUAGCUGACCUCACCAAGGAGGAGAACCACACCCUCUAUAUCUUUGGCUGGAUGACCAGAAUGAACAGGAUUCUGAUGGGUUCUCUGGUGAGGAUUUGGCGCUCGGCCAUGUGCUCUGACAAGGCUCGGGAGAAGGGCCGGGAGCUCCUACAGGAUCUGGUCCAUGACCCUAAGUUUGCUGCUUCCACCUUCUUCUCCAUUCUCAAAGAGAUGACACGCAGCUGCUGAGGAUUCAGCAAAUCAGUCCAACACCAACUAGCUCAGUUUCAACCUGUCCCAAAGUUAACAUCAGAUGCCAUUCAUAAUGAUUCAUUGUUAAAUGUUUCUGAAUACAUUUCACACAGUAGUAUUUACACAUCCUGAGUUUUUGUAUUUAUUAAUUUUCCACAGUAGGCAAAUGUCCUUGUUGAUUAACAUAAAAACAAUUUAUUUCUUGUA